UUGAUUUAUCUCAUCGUUCUUAUGAUUAUAAAUUAGAUUUUUAGAUUUUAGUAAAUAUCAUUUAAAGUUAAAUAUCUCUGUACGAAUUCGAUUAUUUUCACGGACACGUGAUAUGACGAACCAAUCAUAUGAUCCAGCUACGAAUAUCGAUGUGGUGCAUGAAGAUGAGAUUGAAAUUUGCUCGUACAUACACCGUACAACGUAAUACAUAAGUGUAUUGCUAAUGUUUUAACGAAUAUACAGAGGAAACAGUACGACCAAAGGAAAAUGAAGUUGACAUGAAGUUAUUGCUAUAUAAUAUUCUUUUAUAUACAAGUCCAACUUGGGACAAUUGUAAUGCUAUAUUAGAAAGAUGACAAUAUUUAAUUAGGAAAUAAUUAUAAUGCAAUUACACGUAUAUUAGAAAAAAUUGGAACAAUUCGCUAAUCAUGUCUCUGUUGGAAGAAAUAUCUCAUCAUCCGCUAUUGGCAAAUGAGCCAAUGGAUAAUUUAUAUCUUGCACUGAUACAAUGCUUUGCAAUUAUAUUGUGCGGAUAUGUUGCAGGAAGAUUUGAUGUCAUUACUAAAACUGAAGCAAAUGGUUUAAAUACUUUUGUAGGAACAUUUGCUUUGCCUUCCUUAAUUUUUAUGUCACUUGCAAAACUUGAUUUUAGUUUAGUAAACUGGAGAUUCCUUCUUGCUGUGUUAUUAGCUAAAAGUUGUGUAUUUUUUAUUGUUCUUGGCGUAUCUCUAGUCAUUAAAAGACCAUCAAACCCUGGUUGUGCUGCACUGUUUGCAAUAUUUACUACGCAAAGUAAUGAUUUUGCCAUUGGAUAUCCUAUGAUUGAUGCUCUGUAUGGAAACACUCAUCCUGAAUAUGCUGCAUAUCUGUACCUAAUGGCACCCAUAUCUCUGGCUAUUUUAAAUCCAAUUGGUUUUGUGCUAUUAGAAAUUGGCAAAAGUUCUGGUGAAAAUCAUAGAAGUUAUAAAAAUAUGAUUUAUUCCAUUACAAAAGGAAUUGCAUUAAAUCCAGUGCUUCUUAUGACUAUACUUGGUAUUCUAGGAAAUCUAAUCUUUAAACAUCUAGUACCACCUGCACUUGCAACUGUUCUUGAUGUAUUUGGUAAUGCUUUCUCAGCCAGUGCUCUUUUCCUGUUGGGAUUGAUGAUGGUGGGAAAAGUACACAAAUUAAAGGGCACAGCCCUUGUUAUACCGGGCAUAUUAAUAUCAGUAAAAUUGUUGGUGCUUCCUUUAGUGAUAAGAGAAUCCAUUAUUCUUUUAAAUGCUGGCGAAAAUGCUACAGCUACUCAAGAUUUGAGUACAUAUGGAUUUUUGUAUGGUACUAUUCCAACAGCACCGGCUUUAUUUAUCUUUACUCUUCGAUAUAAUCUUGAAAUUGAUUUAAUUGCAUCAGCAAUGGUUGCUUGUACCUUCUUAUCUGCUCCACUCAUGUUCAUAUCAGCAAAAUUAAUUGAUGCUGUUUCUUCUGGAAACACCCCAACAGAUUAUUCACAUCAAUUGAAUGUAUUUUCUUUUGAUGUGAGCAUUGCUUCAGCAACAAUUUGCGUAUGGUUAAUUCUUUGUUUCGUUGGAUUAGGACGAAAAAAGUACAAGUGUGUUACUCACCAAUGUACAUUGUGUAUUAUAAUUGCACAGUUUGCUACAGCGAUUGGUGUCAUAAUUUGGACCAAACUUGAAUCUCAUAAUAACGGAUCGAUAUUAUGGUACAUACAGUUCAUUUUGAUCACAACGGGAGUAUAUGCAAGCCGUAUGUGGACGACUGCGAUAGCUGCAACCUUGUUGUAUUUAAGUUCUCGUUCUUUGGACUUCGUGCGAAACAUACAGAAAUGGUUUUAUCCUAUUGGAUGGGGGGUUCCACUUUUGAUAGUAACCAUAAUGUGUAGUACGAUAUCUCCAAAGAACUCUGACCUUGAUUUUAGAAAUCCUAAUUUUCAGCUUGGUAGAAUUCAAGCUGCAACUUCUACUUUUAUACUGACAUUUUGUUUUAUCGUAACACUAGGUUGUUUGGUUUUACAACAGCGGUAUCAACGCCGACAUGUUUCGACGUUUUAUACUAAUUUACCAGAUAACGAAGAAAAUUCUAAUAAUGAUGGUAUAGAAAGAUGUUUGGUAGAUGUUGAAGAUCUUGUUUCUUCAACUUCACCUACACCAAUUAUCGGCUGCGAAUAUCCAAAUGGGUGUUCAAAUGGAGUAUGCAGAGGCAGCAACAAUGAAAUUGAUGACUGUGACGCACAUUUAAACAAUAAUAACGAAGAAACCGAUCCACAGUCUCUUCGACACCUCGUAUUCCUUAUUUUACUUCUUUGUUCUAUGUUUAUUGGCUUAUCCAUAUCAAUUGGAACAUUAAUAAUGGAGCAGUUGACUGGCAUUUAUGCGGAACUAGCAUUCUUGGAUGUAGCUUUGAACUUUGGCCAAUCAUUAAUUGCAUUUGCCAUUUUUGGAUUAGAUCCCGGCUUUGGGAAAUUAGGAUGCUGGUUACGACGAAUGUGUCGUAAAUGGCGCGAAAAAGAAUUGCAGCUUCCUUCCGAAGAUGCGCUAAGUCCAGAAGUAAAGGCAAUACGGGAUCAAUUUAAUCGUUGUCACUUAAGUGAAUGUCGUGCUCGUAUAGCUAUAUGUCGUAGACGCUUGUUAAAAGUACACAGAGGUGUUUUCACCGGAACCGAUUUAGUUAAUUGGUUACUCGAAGCUGGUAUUGCGCAAAACAGAGACGAAGCUGUACAAUAUGGUCGGAGCUUAUUAGAAAGCAGAGUUUUGCAACACAUCGAUAGUACGCAUCACUUUCACGAUCAGAACAUGCUUUACACUUUCGAUACCUAAGACAUUUUUAAUGAGUUCCAUGCAAUUCAAAUGUAUUUUACAUUAUUUAUUUUUUUAACACUAUUUUUUUUUCAAUUCUACAAAGUAGAGUGUUUUCAUGGUAAAAAUAUUUUUAACUUAUACUAUUUUACUUUAAUAUAUAAUUAAAAAUUU
Messenger RNA from Osmia bicornis bicornis, 2969 nucleotides. RefSeq names its product integral membrane protein GPR155 (gene anchor). The transcript is spliced from 12 exons. The record is from RefSeq and is a predicted model, not a curated record. Lineage: Eukaryota; Metazoa; Arthropoda; Insecta; Hymenoptera; Megachilidae. Gene Ontology annotation, cellular component: membrane. Gene Ontology annotation, biological process: transmembrane transport; intracellular signal transduction. The coding region runs from base 429 to 2816 and encodes 795 amino acids.